ACUCACUCUCUCUUCCCCUAAAACCCUCGUCUCUGCAAUUUCAACUUUCUCUUCUUCUUCUUCUUCUUCUUCCUCCACUCUCUGCAAUUUCAAUCUAGGUCUUCACUCUUCACUUCAGAAAUGGCCACAACGCUCGCUCUCAGAAACUCCUCUUCUACCUGUAGGAGACACCUCUCCUAUCUCCCAUUCUCCUCUCACAUCCUCCACUCCUCUCUCUCCUCUUCCCCUCUCUUCAAUGACACUCCCUCCUCGUUCUCAUCACCUUCUUCCUCCAACCCGUGGUGGAGAUCCAUGGCCACUUUCACCCGAACGAAGCCUCAUGUUAAUGUGGGAACUAUUGGGCACGUUGAUCACGGGAAGACAACGCUAACUGCCGCAAUCACCAAGGUGCUUGCUGAUGAAGGGAAAGCGAAAGCUAUUGCCUUUGAUGAAAUUGACAAGGCCCCUGAAGAGAAGAAGAGAGGAAUUACCAUUGCUACUGCACAUGUUGAGUAUGAGACUGUGAAACGGCAUUAUGCACAUGUGGACUGCCCUGGACAUGCUGAUUAUGUUAAGAAUAUGAUUACAGGAGCUGCCCAAAUGGAUGGUGGUAUACUAGUUGUAUCUGCACCUGAUGGACCGAUGCCUCAAACCAAGGAGCACAUUCUUCUUGCUCGCCAAGUUGGUGUGCCAUCUCUUGUGUGCUUCUUAAAUAAAGUUGAUGCUGUCGAUGAUCCAGAAUUGUUAGAACUUGUAGAAAUGGAGCUCCGCGAGCUUCUGAGCUUCUACAAGUUUCCUGGGGAUGAAAUCCCUAUCAUUAGAGGUUCAGCGUUGUCCGCUUUACAGGGUACAAAUGACGAGAUUGGUAAAAAGGCUAUUCUAAAAUUAAUGGAUGCUGUAGAUGAAUACAUUCCUGACCCUGUGCGCCAGCUCGACAGACCUUUUCUAAUGCCAAUUGAAGAUGUAUUCUCCAUUCAGGGACGAGGAACAGUAGCUACUGGCCGUGUUGAACAAGGGGUAAUCAAAGUUGGUGAUGAAGUUGAGGUUUUGGGUCUCAUGCAGGGUGGUCCUCUAAAAACAACAGUAACUGGAGUGGAGAUGUUCAAGAAGAUUUUGGAUCAAGGACAAGCCGGUGAUAAUGUUGGUCUUCUUCUCCGUGGUCUGAAACGUGAAGAUAUUCAACGUGGUCAGGUCAUUGCUAAGCCUGGUUCUGUAAAAACAUACAAGAAGUUUGAGGCAGAGAUUUAUGUGCUCACAAAGGACGAGGGAGGGCGACACACUGCUUUUUUCUCUAACUAUAAGCCUCAGUUUUACUUGAGGACUGCUGAUAUCACUGGAUCAGUAGAGUUGCCUGAAAAUGUUAAAAUGGUUAUGCCUGGAGACAACGUUACUGCCACAUUUGAUUUGAUUUCACCAGUUCCACUUGAACCAGGACAACGAUUUGCCUUGAGAGAGGGUGGGAGAACAGUUGGUGCCGGUGUGGUGUCAAAAGUAGUGAGCUAAUAUGCGCCUAUUGUCAUUCAACUUUUAAUCUACACAUUUGCAAAAACACAAACUGUGGUGAUCAAUUAAUAUAUUCAGCGGUUGUUGAGUAAAUUUUAGGAGAAGCUCAUCUUCAUUGUUCAUUUUGUAGUUCAUAAUUUGUCAACAUGCUCUUGAUAGCUGCAGACUGUUUCUGCUUUAUGAAAAAUAAUGUUAAUCAUCUAUAUAUGCUUAACCGUCAAGUCCUAGAUGUUGGGUUUUUACAAAUCUUUCACACUUUUUUGUUUAAUAUUACCCUUUUGUUUUAAGCUCUA
Lotus japonicus is the source of this 1775-nucleotide messenger RNA. RefSeq names its product elongation factor Tu, mitochondrial-like. Gene Ontology annotation, cellular component: mitochondrion. Gene Ontology annotation, molecular function: GTPase activity; translation elongation factor activity; GTP binding. The record is from RefSeq and is a predicted model, not a curated record. Bases 121 to 1482 code for a protein of 453 amino acids. The transcript is spliced from 12 exons. NCBI's taxonomy places the organism in Eukaryota, Viridiplantae, Streptophyta, Magnoliopsida, Fabales, Fabaceae. Gene Ontology annotation, biological process: mitochondrial translational elongation.